AUGCAAAAAAUUCAAAACGCAGUGAAGAGAAAAAAUGGAUUUUUCAAAUGUCACAUAAAAUCCUAUAGCAGCAAAUUAAAAAUAGGGGAAAAGAUAGAAAAAAAAUAUAAUCUUUGGAGAUGGGGAUGUUCGGGUGAAAGUAUAUUUUCAUCUAUAAAAGUUGGAGAAAAAAAUAAAAUGCCUGAAAAAAUACCAAAUUUUGAAAAUGUAAAAAUUGAAAAGUUAUCAGCUGGUUGCAAUCACGCAGCUUUUAUAGUAGAUGGAAAAAUUUUCACUUAUGGUUUAAAUGACAAAGGACAACUGGGUAGAUCUAUAGAUGAAGAAAAUAAUCAAAAUAAAAAUUAUACAUUAACACCAAAGGAGGUGAAAACUCAGUAUAAUGUAAAAUUUAAAGAUGUAUGCUGUGGUUACAAACACACAGUAGCUGUUGAUGAAAAUAAUGAUUUAUAUAGUUGGGGAUGGGGUGGGAAUUUUUUUAAAGGUGCAAAUGGAUUGGGACAUGGAAAUAAACAAAAUUUAAGUACCCCUAAAAAAGUUGAAUUUAUUAAAAAUGAUGAUGCAGAAUUUAUAAAUAUAUGUUGUGGUGAUCAACAUAGUUUAGUUUUAACAAAAAAUGGAAAAGUUUAUGGGUGCGGACGAGGUGAAUUUGGUAGAUUAGGUAAAGGGAAUCAUGGAGAUCAAUUAUUUUUUGAAGAAAUUGAUUUUUUUAUAAGUAAUAAUAUUAUUAUUAAAGAAAUUUCAUGCGGUCAUAGUUUUUCUGCAGCUUUAUCAUCUGAUGGGGAAGUCUAUGUUUGGGGAAGGAAUGAUUAUGGACAAUUAGGUAUUGAAAAUAGUAUCGGAGAUUUAUAUUCUCAUGAAGUGUAUCCAAACAAAGUAAAAUAUUUCGACAUGGAAAAUAUUAAAAUAAAAUUUAUAGCUUGUGGAGACAAUCAUAUGAUUGCUUGUUCAGAAAAUAAUGUUAUUUAUUUCUGGGGAUCAAGGGCUUGGUUAGAACCUAAAGCUAUAACACUAAGUCCAGUAUAUGAAAAUAGUAUUAUUAAAAAAAACAUUGAUAAAAUACAGGCAGGUGGAAGUACUUACUACUAUUCAAUGCUCCUUUCUGAUAAUAAGUUAUAUUCAUGGGGAAAGUACAACUCCUCAUGUUUGGCAUUAAGUGAUAAAAAGAAUCAUAACGAACCUACGCUAGUAGAUUCAAAACUGUUUAAUGAUGAAAUUGUUUGUGAUAUUUCCUGUGGAAGGGGAAGAGUUCUCGCAAAAACGUUGGCCUCUAAUUGA
This is a messenger RNA of Plasmodium gonderi, 1275 nucleotides long. RefSeq lists its product as hypothetical. The coding region runs from base 1 to 1275 and encodes 424 amino acids. The record is from RefSeq and is a predicted model, not a curated record. Lineage: Eukaryota; Apicomplexa; Aconoidasida; Haemosporida; Plasmodiidae. The transcript has a single exon.